GCCUGGCGAUGUCAGCGCUGCGGCUGGCUGUGUCACUCGUCUGGCUCGCCGCCUCACUGUCGCCAAGUCACGCCGACCAAGAAUGGACUUACGAAGGAAACAAUGGGCCGGAGAACUGGAGCCGCCUGGGGUACAAGGACUGCGACCACCACCGCCAGUCGCCCAUCGCCAUCUCAAGCCGAGAGGUGGUGCUCCGCCACCUGGACCCCCUGCGGCUCGACUAUUUUGACCACGCACCACUCCGUAUGAACCUCACUAACACGCACCUGGGAGCAACGGCGUCGAUGAAGGCUCGGCCAGAGCUCGUCGUUCGCGGCGGCGCGCUGCCCGGCGAGUACCAGGUGGUCGGCUUCCACUUCCACUGGGGCGAAAACGACACGGUCGGCUCGGAGCACAUCCUGGACGGCCGGAGUUACCCACUCGAGAUGCACAUCGUGUGCAAAAAUGCCAAAUACUCGGACAUGAAGAAGGCUACGCAACGCCCUGACGGUCUUGCGGUCCUGGCGGUUUGGUUUGAGGUGGGCGCUGGACCAGCAUCCGGUCUGGUGCGGCUGGCCUCGGCUCUGAGACGGAUCAGGGGCGGCGGCUCCUCGACGCUGGUACAGAAUCCACCGAGUCUGCUGGAGCUGAUGCCGGCCAGCACCGAACACUUCUACCGCUACGAGGGUUCGCUCACCACGCCCGGCUGCUACGAGGUCGUUACUUGGACCCUGUUCAAGGACACAGCGAAGAUCACAGAGAAGCAGCUGCAGCUGUUCCGGUCCCUGAAGGGCUACCUGAAGCCGAUCGGCCACAACUACCGGUUCGUGCAGCUGCGGUAUGGCCGCACAGUGUACGAGCGGAGGGCGCUGGAUGAGGGGGACGCCGCGGAGGUCGGUCUUGUCGCUGCCCAGGGCCCGCCGGGCGCCGUGAGCGCUGCCGGGGCCCUGCGACCAGGCCUGGCCGUCUUCUGGCGGGCGCUGGCGGCGGCGAGCCGGGCUGCCCGGCUGCCGCGUUGAUUGUGCAGAGCCAUGCCAGAUGAUAGUCUGUGAGUUGUAGACAUCUAGAACGUACGCCUGCUAGUACAUAGACUCAGUCAGAGCUGGGACAACGUUCGCUGUGACCUUUUAACCUUUGUGGAAAGGUGGAUUGUGUAGCGAGCCAGCGCAAGGGCGGCAAUCAGGAUACGAGGGGCAAUCAAACCGAUAUAACGCGGCUCAUCAUGUAGUGUUUCAGCGAUGAUCUCCUGGCUAUCCCUGGGAUGUUAGCAAAUUGUGCAACAGCCCACAUAGUGGUCCACUCCAUGUAAAUGGUUUAUUUUUAAAUGUCAAUACAUGUUCCAUAG
This is a messenger RNA of Pollicipes pollicipes, 1324 nucleotides long. RefSeq names its product carbonic anhydrase 1. Gene Ontology annotation, molecular function: zinc ion binding; carbonate dehydratase activity. The record is from RefSeq and is a predicted model, not a curated record. Bases 9 to 998 code for a protein of 329 amino acids. The transcript is spliced from 7 exons. NCBI's taxonomy places the organism in Eukaryota, Metazoa, Arthropoda, Thecostraca, Pollicipedomorpha, Pollicipedidae.